GGCCUCGGGCGGCGCGGGUGCAGUGCCGCAGCCGCGGGCGGGCGGUGGGCCCGCAGUGGCGCGGCGUCCCGGCUGUGCGACGGGCGGAGAGCCAUGGCCGCCUCUCCGGGCCCCGCGGGCGUCGGCGGCGCCGGGGCAGUGCAAGGCUCAGGCCCGUCCGGCUUCACCUUCGACUCAGGACUUGAGAUCAAAACUCGCUCGGUGGAGCAGACGCUGCUCCCGCUGGUUUCCCAGAUUACCACACUCAUCAAUCAUAAAGAUAAUACCAAAAAGUCUGAUAAAACUCUGCAAGCAAUUCAGCGUGUAGGACAAGCCGUCAACUUGGCAGUUGGAAGAUUUGUGAAAGUAGGGGAGGCGAUAGCCAACGAAAACAGGGAUUUGAAAGAAGAAAUAAAUAUUGCCUGCAUUGAAGCGAAACAAGCAGGAGAAACCAUUGCAGCACUUACAGAUGUAAGCAACUUGAAUCACCCGGAGUCUGGUGGCCAGAUCACAAUUUUUACAGACAAAACAGGAGUUAUAAAGGCUGCAAGGUUACUUCUUUCUUCAGUGACGAAAGUGUUGUUGCUGGCAGACCGAGUGGUCAUUAAGCAGAUAAUAACAUCGAGAAAUAAGGUUCUUGCAACUAUGGAGAGACUGGAGAAAGUGAAUAGCUUUCAAGAGUUUGUCCAGAUAUUCAGUCAGUUUGGCAACGAAAUGGUGGAGUUUGCACAUCUAACUGGAGAUAGGCAAAAUGAUCUGAAAGAUGAAAAGAAAAAGGCAAAAAUGGCAGCAGCCCGGGCAGUGCUUGAAAAGUGUACAAUGAUGCUUCUCACAGCUUCAAAGACGUGUCUCAGGCAUCCCAACUGUGAGUCGGCCCACAAAAACAAAGAAGGAGUGUUUGACCGAAUGAAAGUGGCGUUGGAUAAGGUCAUCGAAAUCGUGACCGACUGCAAACCCAAGGGAGAGACUGACGUUGCGUCUAUCAGUGUUUUUACUGGAAUUAAAGAGUUCAAGAUGAAUAUUGAAACUCUUCGGGAGAAUCUUUAUUUCCAGUCCAAAGAGAGUCUCUCGGCGACGUUGGAAGCCACGUUGGAGCGGACAGAGGACUUCACCGACUCUGCCUACACCAGCCACGAGCACAGGGAGCGCAUCCUGGAGCUGUCGGCUCAGGCGAGGAGGGAGCUCCAGCAGUUGGUUUCCGUGUGGAUCCAGGCUCAAAGCAAGAAAACAAAAAGUGUUGCCGAAGAACUGGAGCUCAGUGUCCUGAAAAUCAGUCACAGCCUCAAUGAACUUAAGAAAGAACUUCACUGUGUGGCAACUCAGCGGGCGGCCGAUCUGCUAAAAUACCACGCCGACCACGUGGUUCUGAAAGCAUUAAAACUUACUGGAGUAGAAGGAAAUUUGGAAGGUUUGGCUGAAUAUGCCUGUAAAUUCUCAGAACAGAAAGAACAGCUUGUUGAGACCUGCAGGUUGUUGCGACACGUUUCUGGGACAGAACCUCUGGAAAUAACCUGUGUACAUGCAGAGGAGACAUUUCAGGUGACUGGCCACCAGAUCAUUUCCGCUGCUGAAACGUUAACAUUGCAUCCAUCCAGUAAAAUUGCUAAAGAAAACCUGGAUGUGUUUUGUGAAGCCUGGGAGUCCCAAAUCAGUGACAUGUCCACCCUGCUGAGAGAAAUCAACGACGUGUUUGAAGGAAGACGAGGAGAGAAGUAUGGCUACCUUUCCCUUCCGAAGCUAACGAAGAAUAACGCAAACCUGAAAUCAUUAAAGGCAGACAAGUUGGACUCUGAGGAGAAGGCCAAGAUCGCAAAGCUUGGCCUGAAGCUGGGUUUGCUCACCUCCGACGCCAACUGUGAGAUCGAGAAGUGGGAGAAUCAGGAGAACGACAUUGUCCGGCACGGACGGAACAUGGCCAGCGUGGCCUAUUCUCUGUAUUUAUUUACUAGGGGAGAAGGGCCACUGAAAACUUCCCAGGAUUUAAUUCAUCAACUAGAGGUUUUCGCUGAAGAGGGCUUGAAGGUUGCUUCGAGUGUUCAAGCUUUCUCAAAACAGCUGAAAGAUGAUGACAAGCUUAUACUUCUCCUGGAAAUAAACAAGCUCAUUCCUCUAUGCCACCAGCUCCAGACAAUAACUAAGACACCUUUGCAGAAUCAAGUGUUUCUAAAGGCUGAUAAAUGCAUUACAAAGACGAGAUCCAUGAUGGCUAUUCUGGUCCAGCUUCUGUCACUUUGCUUUAAACUGCUGAAGAAGCUUCAGAUGGAAAACAACAGAUGGGUCUCAGUUACAAGCAAGGACUCCAUGGAUGGCAAAACUUGAGAACUUUUUGAGGUUAGAUCUCAAGAACACCAUAUGGCAAAGCUGACAUUUUUAAAAGCAAACAAUUUAUAUUUUCGGAAAUUCAAUAAUUUUAUAAAGAUGAUGACACUGAAUUCCUGCUUUAUUUUCUGAUCAUGAAAUUGAUUGUGGCUUUUUGACAACUAAUAAAUGCUAUGGUAGUUGCUAGAAUUCUAAUUGCAGUGUGAUUUUAAAACAACACAUCACCACCAAUAUUGUUCUUUAAGAGUCAAGCCAAAUAUCCCAACUGUCUGAAUGACAAUUUAAUCCAAAGAAGCUAUUUUGAAUGUGUGCUCCCUUCCCUUCGGAAUAUUUUACCUUCCCAUUUUCUGUUUUUUUAUUUAAGCUUAUCUUCCAGAACACUAAUUGUCAUUAGAAAAUACAGUGGUCUGGUUGAAAGCAGUUUUCCUUAAACCUGUAGACCCUUCUUCAAUCCAUCUGUCCACUGGGUGUGACCAGGCCUCCUGGCUACCCACCCGCCGUCACAGAUCAUCUGUGCCAGCAGCACACGUUUGUUCUCCAACACGCACCUCACACAGCACAGGCUCUCUGUUGUGAGGCACAUCCCUCCCCCUCCCCAACAGCAGGGUCAUGGAGCUCACUCCACAGAAUCCUGGAGGAACUCGCUAGGAGGUGGCUUUUAGUUCUCAUUCUAGCAGAAGUGGCCUGUCUGCCCUGAGUAUUAGCUGGAACGCUAAACCUAAUUUACUGGCUUAAGAAAAAAAGUUUUGAACUGUCCUCAGUAGGGGCUGAUGGAAUGGAAGAUGAAGACAGAGAAGGAUGGAACUAAGAAGCAGUUUAAAAUAAAUUUUGAAUAAUCAUACAUUUUAUAUAUGUGCCUUUGGAAUGUCCAUUGUAAAACAAAUAAACAUCUUUAGUCUUUUUAA
Phyllostomus hastatus (greater spear-nosed bat) is the source of this 3203-nucleotide messenger RNA. It is a transcript of the gene CTNNAL1, whose product is annotated as catenin alpha like 1. Lineage: Eukaryota; Metazoa; Chordata; Mammalia; Chiroptera; Phyllostomidae. Gene Ontology annotation, biological process: Rho protein signal transduction; cell adhesion. The transcript is spliced from 19 exons. The coding region runs from base 94 to 2298 and encodes 734 amino acids. Gene Ontology annotation, molecular function: actin filament binding; cadherin binding. The record is from RefSeq and is a predicted model, not a curated record.